This is a messenger RNA of Geodia barretti, 792 nucleotides long. The record is from the annotation of a GenBank genome assembly. Lineage: Eukaryota; Metazoa; Porifera; Demospongiae; Tetractinellida; Geodiidae.
AUGCGCGGACGCGAGUUCUACAUGAAGGACAACUACUCCUUCGACAUCGACCGUGCGGCCGCCGUGCGCUCCUACAACAAGAUGUUCGUCGCCUAUCUACGCACCUUCGCCCGGCUCGGGCUUACAUCGAUCCCGAUGCAGGCGGAGAGCGGGGCCAUCGGCGGCGACUACAGCCACGAGUUCAUCGUGCUGGCGGACACGGGCGAGAGCGCCGUCUAUUGCGACCGCGCCUGGCUCGAUACCGACCCGCUGGCGAUGGGAAUCGACUACGAGGCCGACCUUCAGCCGAUCGUCGAUGAGUGGACCCGGCUCUACGCCGCCACCGACGACAAGCACGACCCCGCCGCCUGUCCGGUGCCCGAGGACGCGCUCUAUCAGGGCCGCGGGAUCGAGGUCGCGGUCGAGAUGGGCUCUUACGGGAUCGGCGUCUCCCGCCUCGCGGGCGCAAUCAUCGAGGCGAGCCACGACGAGGCGGGCAUCAUCUGGCCGGAGGUCGCGGCGCCCUUCAAGGUGGGCCUCAUCAACGUGCGCGCCGGCGAUCCGGCGUGCGACGAGGCGUGCGAAGCGCUCUACGAGCGUCUCGUCCGGGCGGGCGUCGAGGUCCUCUACGACGACCGGGACGAACGCGCAGGCGUCAAGUUCGCGGAGAUGGAGCUGAUCGGGCUGCCCUGGCAGGUCGCGAUCGGCCCGCGCGGCGUCAAGUCGGGCACGGCGGAGUUGAAGGCGCGGGCCGGCGGCGAGGCCGAAGCGCUCUCCUUCGAGUCGGUCUCCGCACGUCUGAUCGGGGACUAG